Molecule: messenger RNA, 883 nt
Organism: Mus caroli (Ryukyu mouse)
Lineage: Eukaryota; Metazoa; Chordata; Mammalia; Rodentia; Muridae
Source: RefSeq, a predicted model, not a curated record
GUAGGGACGUUGGUUCCCUGUGCUGGAAAUAACGUUCCCUGUAGAGUUCCAGUGGCAGUGACAACAUUACUCACCUCGGCUCAGGGAGUACACGGGUGCCUCAAAACACACCAACAGUAUCCUCGGAGCUGCUUUCGAUAAGCCAUGGCCCAAGACAAGAAAAAACAAAAAGAUGCAGUGAAGCAGGCUCAGGUGGUAGACAAGGAUGAACACCAGAAAACUAAGGAAUCCAAGAAAAUACAAACGUUCCUGAUAACAGUUCCAGCUGCCAAGAAGAAGUUUGCAGAUAUCCCAGAUAAGACAAAGUCAGAUCCAAAUUACUGUGAUACCUCAGAGGGACCCUUUGGUUUCGGCCCUCUCGUUUUCUCUUGUUUACAGCGUUUCAACACCAUUGAGUUCUUCCUGAUUUCGUGCUUUAUUGUGAUCUUGGCUCAUGGUAUGAUGUUUGCUCUUAUUGAUAUGAGUUUAAAACUAUUUGAGACUCAAUUUCAAGCAACAAACUUAGAGACAUUCCUAAUGGAUUUUAGUGAUUAUUUUACCUCUUUCUUGGUAUCAAUAUUUGUAGCACACUUUGGAGGUAGAGGGAAUAGGGCAAAAUGGGUGGCAGCUGGAAGCAUUGUAACAGCACUUUCUGCAAUUGCUUUUUUUCUUCCAUUUUUUUAUUAUGAAAUCAUAAAACUGGCCAAAGUAAAAGAUGAUUUGUGUGAUGAAGGAAAAAUCCCUAAAGUUUGUGGGACAAGUGUAAUUCCGAACAAAUCAAUAUGUAUCUCUCUCUUCAUCAUCGGGCAAUGUCUCCAUGGAGUAGCAGGGAUAACAGUUCAGCUGCUUUCCAUAACCUAUAUUUUUGACCACGUUCCCACAUUUUCAUCUGGAUUAUAUUUAG